Molecule: messenger RNA, 1041 nt
Organism: Struthio camelus australis
Lineage: Eukaryota; Metazoa; Chordata; Aves; Struthioniformes; Struthionidae
Source: the annotation of a RefSeq genome assembly
AUGAAUCCCCAUGCCAAAUUAAUCUCCCUCAUCAGCCUCCUCCUAGGUACAACAAUUACCAUCUCGAGCAAUCAUUGAAUCAUAGCCUGGACCGGACUAGAAAUUAACACCCUAGCAAUUAUCCCCCUCAUUUCAAAAUCCCACCACCCACGAGCCGUAGAGGCAUCCGUCAAAUACUUCCUAGUCCAAGCCGCCGCCUCUGCCCUAGUCUUAUUCUCAAGCAUGUCUAAUGCCUGAGCCACAGGCCAAUGAGAUAUUACGCAACUAACUCACCCAACAGCCUCCAUACUAUUAACAGCAGCAAUCGCAAUCAAACUAGGUCUAGUACCCUUCCAUUUUUGAUUCCCCGAAGUCCUUCAAGGUACAUCCUUAACCACUGCCCUCCUACUCUCCACCUUAAUAAAACUCCCACCCAUGGCCAUCUUAUUAAUAACAUCGCCCUCACUAAAUCCCACAGUACUUACCUCCAUAGCCCUUGCUUCAGCCGCACUAGGGGGGUGAAUGGGACUAAACCAAACACAAACCCGCAAAAUCCUGGCCUUUUCAUCAAUUGCCCACCUUGGAUGAAUAACCAUAAUCAUCAUUUAUAACCCCAAGCUCACCCUCCUAACCUUCUACUUAUAUAUCCUGAUAACAGCUACCGUAUUCCUGUCCCUAAACACGACCAAGACCUUGAAAUUAUCCACACUAAUAACCUCCUGGACAAAAGCACCCGUACUAAACGCCGCCCUAAUACUAACCCUCCUAUCACUAGCCGGGUUGCCGCCAUUAACAGGAUUUAUACCCAAAUGACUAAUCCUUCAAGAACUAACUAAACAAGAAAUAACAACAGUAGCCACAAUUAUUGCACUAUUAUCGCUACUAGGACUAUUCUUCUAUCUACGCCUCGCAUACUAUGCAACAAUCACCCUCCCCCCAAACUCUGCUAACCACAUAAAACAAUGAUACAUCAGUAACCCCACGAACACAUCCAUUGCCAUCCUCUCCUCCCUUUCCGCCAUCCUCCUGCCUAUCUCCCCCAUAAUCCUCGCCGCCCUCUAG